AUGCUACUUAUUCAAAGAGAAGAUAAUAGAGAAUCUACACAAAUCCGUCGAUCAAACAGGAGCUCCUACUCUGUGAAGAGACCCUCAUCAUCUACAACGUCCGUCAAGUCGAAAUCGUUGAAUGAUCGAUCAUUCGAUCCGUACCCCUCCUCGCCUCGAAGUCCUCCACCAAACCAAAGUCUGGCUCAAUUGGGAGCCACUACGAAUAGUCCGGACGCCACGAGAGAAUUCAAUCGAAAAUUCAAGAACUCAUCGGAGACCGACACGAAUAGUACGGUAGCGUCGGAAGUAUUCGGUCUGUUGGAAAUGAUUGAGGAGAUUCAACCGAAAGCGAAUCGAAUGUAUCGGGAAUACGAUGAAUUGAGUAGUUUGGUGAAUCUGUUGGCGCAGUGGCAUACGUUGAUCAAGAUGAACAAGAAAGUCUCCCAAUCCACCAAAAAGCAAUCAAUCCACUCCAUCAACUCCCUGCCACGUAACCAUCCGAUGACGUCAUCAACAGCUUCAGAUGAAUUGGAUGAUACUGUUCUGAUUACGAAUGAGAUACACUCCGAAAACGACAGUGGAAUCGACUCGCUCCGUCAGAAUUGUUCUCCAUACGUACUCGAUGGAUACAAUAAAAAUGGAUCGAAAGGAAGUCGAGAGGGUGCGAGAUUCAGACAACUGAAAGAGCGUCGGAAAUCACUUGGAGCCCUUAUGGACUCUGCUGAAAUCGAGAAGUUGUACUUGGAAAGUGAUUAUUUCUGGCAGACGGCUUGUAAUGAUAGCAAUGAUAAUCAUACGAUAACUGGAAGUUCGGAGAUUGACACGUGUCUACAGUAUCAUCUGAAUCGAAUUUUGAAGUGUUUAGAGAGUCUCGAGAGUAUCGAGACGGACUGUCCAUUAGUCUACAAAACAUCGGAAAUGUUGAAACGAUUGGAAGUGGAAACAGUGACACUUGAUGAUCUACUUCGAAUUGCCAAAAGUGCUCCAGCUCUUCCGAAUAUUUCGAAUGUUCUAACUGAGAUUGAAGCGUGUCCAGAAGUACAAGAGAUAUGGUUAUCCACGUGUUAUCCAUUGAAUUCUUCAUUGAUUGUGCCGAAGGAUAAGCUGAAGACACAGAUUAAACUGCAAAUUGCUCAUAUCACCGAGCAGAUUUAUCCACAUCUUGUUAGUCGAGUGGCCGAAUCGAUCAUCCGUCUCCUCAACGACAACGUUCAAAAAGAGACGUCAAACGUGACAGUAUUCCAUUUCGUUGGAAUAUUCAAAGGACGACAUUUCGAGCCAUACAUUGAGAAUAUGGGACAUGACGCGUGGAUGGUCACUCUCUUGGAUACUGAACAAAUUCAAAAAGUGGCACAAGUUGUCGAUCGACUAUCCAAUGUUCCAGUUGUGCCACCACUGGAAUCACUCAAACAUUUGGGAGUUCUUCUUGCGAGAGGCGACUUUAGGUUUUCGAUGAUUGUUGAACAAUACCUCCGUCAAGCCAGUGGCCAUUUACUAUCCGAUCUACUCUCCUCAUAUCUCUGUCUUCUUGAAGAUGACACUACGGAUCACAGCACCCUGCACGGGGAACGCGCAAACAAAAAAACGAAAAUUAGCCGUAGGGCACGUUCGCAUUGUCUACAGUAA
Messenger RNA from Caenorhabditis remanei, 1608 nucleotides. RefSeq lists its product as uncharacterized. NCBI's taxonomy places the organism in Eukaryota, Metazoa, Nematoda, Chromadorea, Rhabditida, Rhabditidae. The transcript has 8 exons. The record is from RefSeq and is a predicted model, not a curated record. Bases 1 to 1608 code for a protein of 535 amino acids.